AAGAGUUUAUUUAGUAUACACACACAACCGGAAGUUACACUGUGGGAUUGUCGACCAAGAUUUGGUAAAGUUUCUAUUAUUCCAGGCGCUGCUGUCACGAAUAACCGCGUUACCGUUUCAAAAAAAAGGUGCAAUGGAGGAGUGAUGUCUCAGACAGCGAAGGGAUAAAGACAGAGAAGACAUGACUGAGUGCUUCCUGCCCCCCAGCAGCAGCCCUGCAGAGCAGCGCAGGGCCGAUCACCCUGGAGGGGUGGCCCGUACCCCUAGCUCCGAGGAGAUCAGCCCCACCAAGUUCCCCGGGCUGUACCGCACCGGCGAACCAUCGCCGCCUCAUGAUGGACACCACCAUGAGCCGCCUGACCCCUACGUCUCAGAUGAUGAUAAGGAGCACGGAAAGAAGAAGAAUAAGUUCAAGAAGAAGGAGAAGAGGACUGAGGGAUACGCCGCCUUCCAGGAGGACAGCUCAGCUGAUGAAGCUGAGAGCCCGUCCAAGAUGAAGCGCUCGAAGGGAAUCCACGUGUUUAAGAAGCCUAGCUUCUCCAAGAAGAAGGAAAAGGACUUUAAGGUGAAAGAGAAGGGCCCCAAAGAGGAGAAGGCCAAGGAUAAAAAGUCCAAGGACCUGACUGCAGCUGAUGUAGUCAAACAGUGGAAGGAGAAGAAGAAGAAGAAGAAGCCUGCCUCAGAUGCAGAGCAGGUCCCAGUGGAGGUUCCCACUAUAAGGCCCAUCUUUGGAGCUCCGCUGGCUGAAGCUGUGAAGAGGACCUCACUGUAUGACGGCAUCCAGCUUCCCGCCAUCUUCCGGGAAUGUGUGGACUACAUUGAGAAUUAUGGGAUGAAGUGUGAGGGCAUCUACAGGGUCUCAGGUAUGAAGUCCAAGGUGGAUGAGCUGAAAGCCUCUUACGAUAGGGAGGAAUGUCCCUGUCUGGAGGAGUACGACCCCCACACCGUUGCCAGCCUGCUGAAGCAGUACCUCCGCGAGCUGCCGGAGAACCUCCUUGGUCGAGACCUGGCACAGCGCUUUGAGGACGCCUGCGGUCGGCCGGCAGAGGCAGAGAAGGUCUCAGAGUUUCACAAGCUGCUGGCCGAGGUGCCACCACAGAGCCGGCUGCUCCUCUCCUGGCUCGUCACGCACAUGGACCACGUCAUCACCAGGGAGGCAGACACCAAAAUGAACAUCCAGAAUAUUUCCAUCGUCCUCAACCCGACCAUACAGAUUGGAAACCGCGUCCUCUACAUCUUCUUUACCCACGUGAAAGAGCUGUUUGGUGACGUCGUCCUGAAGCCGGUGGUGCGACCUCUCCGCUGGUCCAACAUGGCAACAAUGCCAGCUCUGCCCGAGACCCAGGAGAACAUCAAGGAGGAAAUUCGGCGGCAGGAGUUCCUGUUGAACUGCCUGCACAGAGACCUGCAGGCAGGUGUGAAGGACCUGUCCAAGGAGGAGCGACUCUGGGAGGUUCAGAGAAUCCUGACUGCUCUCAAACGAAAGCUGAGGGAGGCCAAACGGCAGGAGUGUGAGACUAAGAUAGCACAAGAAAUAGCCAGUCUCUCCAAGGAAGAUGUGUCCAAAGAGGAAAUGACUGAGAAUGAGGAGGAAGUCAUCAACCUGCUCUUAGCACAGGAGAAUGAGAUUCUGACAGAGCAGGAGGAGCUGAUCGCUCUUGAACAGGUAUUACGGAGACAGAUCGCCACUGAAAAGGAAGAAAUUGAGAGGCUGCGGGCAGAAAUCGCCGACAUCCAGAGUCGGCAGCAGGGUCGCAGUGAGACUGAGGAGUAUUCCUCUGACAGUGAAAGUGAGAGCGAGGAUGAGGAAGAGCUGCAGAUGAUACUGGAAGACCUACAGAAACAAAAUGAGGAACUAGAGAACAAAAACACUCAUCUGAACCAGGCUAUCCAUGAGGAGCAGGAAGCCAUCCUGGAGCUCAGAGUCCAGCUCCGCCUGCUGCAGAGCCACAAGCAGCAGCAGCAGGAACUAACCGUCCCUCCGUCAGCCGAGCAGGUUCCUGCCAGCCAGCCCAGCCCGGAGGCCCGCAGCGAGGAACAGACGAAACGUUCAGCCUCCACUGCGGCUGCCGCUGCAGACGCUCCCGCUCCAACCAACGGGAAGGCUCCCAAAGAUCCUUCCAAACCUUCUCCAAACAAAGACAGGAGAGACACCAACAUGUGAGAUGGCUGCUAUACUUGGCGUAGAUGGUUACUUCACUUGUCAUGAACAUCUUCUGUAUACUCUGUGGCAUCCUGACUUUGUUUUCCAUUCCCCAGAGAACCUAGAAACAGAAUGACAGCUGUAGCAGACGACUAGCUACCUCUGAGGGGACUCCCAGGGACCAUAUUAUUCAAAUCUGCUGUGCCAAGCCUAUUUAAAGGAGGUGGAGAGGGUGACAAUGAAGGGAUUCAUGAAGGGAGGGGGUUAGAGUUUAUUUUUCACCGACGGUUCAACCAAUAAAUUAUAACCAAACAUAACUUUGCUGUAGAUCAGUCAGUUCAUCCCUCUUCUCUGACAUCACCGACCACUGUGCCAUAACUCAAAACGACAAAGAGAUGCGAUUGCAGAAGAAAGCUCUUGGAGCUCCGAGAGGAUUUUUGAUUGGUCUAUAUGUAUAUUUUAAAUGAUCAUUCUAUCUAUAAUAUAUAUAAACUGCUUAAGAUGUGCCCUGAUUUAAUUUAUAGCUUUUUAGUGACACAUAUGUGAUGAAUGAAAAGUUGAGGAAAAAAAUAAAAUCCCAUCACAGCAAAAUGUAGACGAGUGCACUCACCUGUUCCCUCGUUUUCACACAAGGAAAACGUGGAGGUUUAAUAUUGAUGUAACACACUGUGGAAAUGUUAUAUGAGGAAUGUGAGAGAAAACUGCCCAAGGCUUUUCUAAGUUAUUUGAUUGCAGUUUGUUUUAUUCAUUAUACUAUAAAUGUGUGAAAUUGUUCCAUCAUUUCAUGAACGAUCCUCCAAGCUGUCAUUGUUUAAAAGCAAUUUCAAAGAUCUUUAUUGCAUAUUAUAACAACUUUGCAAAAAACAUAUAUUUUGCGGUUGUAUUUUUUUAUGUGUUGAUUUUUGUAUAUCGUUGCUGAUAAUUUUAGCGUGGCUUUUAACUUUAUUAAUCGUGUGACUGAAACCGGCACCGAAGCUUUUCCUUAGGUUACUUUUACAUGUUUGGAGCUUUUGUAGCAGGCUGUUGCAGUCAGACUAAUGCUGUGAAGAAUAAAGUGUUGAUCUGAAUCUCUGUGUUGCUCACGGCCUGAAAGUUUAGUUCUAAAGUCGUCCGCACUUUGCACUCUUCAAGGCACAUUAUUUAAAUGCUUUGUCCCAUAUUGAUUUAAGGGUGUCGACUGACUUUUAAGAUAUUGGUUAAGUUUGCCAAAAUUCAGCCAGAAAAGCAAAGUAUGAAAGCUAUUUUUUGUUAAGGCAUCAUGUGGUGUAAAAUAAGUUAGUAUCAUGCUUUCACAUAAAUCACCAAAGAAUCCUAAUAUUAGACAAAGAUGAUCGGAUUAUUUCAUUUUGUGAGGCACAGGAAAGGAACAAAAUCCAGAGCUCUGUGUGACAUUCUUUCUUAAGCUAGUCGGAGUUACUGAUUCAACAGUGACUUGUUAAUAAUCUCAUUACUCUAAGACUAAAACAACUCAAAAAACAGCCUCAAAUGCUAAAAAUAUUCUGAGUAUUACUGAUUCAUUUUCUGCAGCAUUUGAUAAUGAAACAAACAAUAUCUAUAGACUUACUUCCAACUUCGAUUAUUAAAAAGACGCUUCAGCAAACUUAUAACUUGUUUAUCAAGUUGUCACACUUAUGCUAAGGGUGACUCAGCUUUAAAGGUACAGUGGAAGAUGUUUUUUUUUCUGGGUAGAUCAUCCAAAUAAGUGGUGCUCCUAUUUGUCAAUCAUUCUGGUGAUAUGUUUACGUAAGUCCGUCGUACGUGCUCAUCCCCAUUUUCACUUACCGGCGGUGAGUCUGACAGUGAAAAAAUUACAAAUCUUUUGGAAAAUAAGCUUGUAUGAGCGAUGCAAACAGCAACUUUUAAACAGAGCGUGCAUGAGGAGAAGAGGGUUCUUGCACACGUUUUAUAGGCGUUCCCAUCUGGGAGCAGGUGCAGGGUUGUGCAUGUACUAUUUUCUUUGCUUUUUAAGUGGAGAGGGCGGGUCUCUUCAAAAAUUCAUGAAAAUCCUCCACUGUACCUUUAAGUUAACUACACUUUUACCGAAAGUAAGUUUAAUCCUGUAUAAAUAUCAAUGCAGAUGGAAUCAUUGUAAUAUUUGAGUAGAAUUCAUCUACUAUUUCCAUCUCUUUGUA
This is a messenger RNA of Cyprinodon variegatus (sheepshead minnow), 4275 nucleotides long. RefSeq names its product ralA binding protein 1 (gene ralbp1). The record is from RefSeq and is a predicted model, not a curated record. Gene Ontology annotation, biological process: positive regulation of GTPase activity; endocytosis; small GTPase-mediated signal transduction. Lineage: Eukaryota; Metazoa; Chordata; Actinopteri; Cyprinodontiformes; Cyprinodontidae. The coding region runs from base 182 to 2164 and encodes 660 amino acids. Gene Ontology annotation, cellular component: membrane. The transcript has 10 exons. Gene Ontology annotation, molecular function: GTPase activator activity; small GTPase binding.